Brassica napus (rape) is the source of this 981-nucleotide messenger RNA. Its product is annotated as floral homeotic protein APETALA 3-like. The record is from RefSeq and is a predicted model, not a curated record. Gene Ontology annotation, biological process: positive regulation of transcription by RNA polymerase II. Bases 55 to 753 code for a protein of 232 amino acids. Gene Ontology annotation, molecular function: protein dimerization activity; RNA polymerase II cis-regulatory region sequence-specific DNA binding; DNA-binding transcription factor activity, RNA polymerase II-specific. NCBI's taxonomy places the organism in Eukaryota, Viridiplantae, Streptophyta, Magnoliopsida, Brassicales, Brassicaceae. The transcript is spliced from 7 exons. Gene Ontology annotation, cellular component: nucleus.
CUCUCCGCCAAAUCUCUUCAACUAAAGAUAAACAGAAACUAAAAAAGAGAAAGAAUGGCGAGAGGGAAGAUCCAGAUCAAGAGGAUAGAGAACCAGACCAACCGACAAGUAACAUAUUCCAAGAGAAGAAAUGGUUUGUUCAAGAAAGCUCACGAGCUUACGGUUUUGUGUGAUGCUAGGGUUUCGAUUAUCAUGUUCUCUAGCUCUAACAAGCUUCAUGAGUUCAUUAGCCCUAACACCACAACAAAGGAGAUCAUAGAUCUGUACCAAACCGUUUCCGAUGUUGAUGUUUGGAGCGCACACUAUGAGAGAAUGCAAGAAACCAAGAGGAAGCUGUUGGAGACAAAUAGAAAGCUCCGGACUCAGAUUAAGCAGAGGCUAGGUGAGUGUUUGGACGAACUUGAUAUUCAGGAGCUUCGUAGUCUUGAGGAAGAAAUGGAAAACACUUUCAAACUCGUUCGUGAGCGCAAGUUUAAAUCCCUUGGGAAUCAGAUCGAAACCACCAAGAAAAAGAACAAAAGUCAACAAGACAUACAAAAGAAUCUCAUACAUGAGCUGGAGCUAAGAGCAGAAGAUCCUCACUAUGGCCUAGUAGACAAUGGAGGCGACUACGAUUCGGUUCUUGGAUAUCAAAUCGAAGGAUCACGUGCUUACGCUCUUCGUUACCAUCAGAACCAUCAUCACCAUUACCCCAACCAUACCCUUCAUGCACCAUCUGCCUCUGACAUCAUUACCUUCCACCUUCUCGAAUGAUUAAUGGUUAAAAAAGGUUGCUGGUGUUUGUCAUUAUCUACCUACUGAAUAACUACUUGAAAAGCAUAAGGCUGGUGUUUGUAUACAACCCUAAACUAUCAUGUUGCUUAAUUAUGUAUUUCUUAGAACCUUAAGUAUGGAUUGUGUGAUCAAUAGCUUGCUGCUUUGACUUAUUGUGGAUUGAAACGUUUUCAACACUAUGUAUAAUAUUAUGCAGUAUUCACUACC